Acanthoscelides obtectus is the source of this 513-nucleotide messenger RNA. NCBI's taxonomy places the organism in Eukaryota, Metazoa, Arthropoda, Insecta, Coleoptera, Chrysomelidae. The record is from the annotation of a GenBank genome assembly.
AUGGCAUUUCAACUUGCAUUGAGAAAUAAUAUACCUAAUCCAUUUUCACGUGAAAAAGGUGUAGCUGGAAAAAAAUGGCUUAGAAGAUUUCUUGACCGACAUCCCAAAUUGGCAUUCAGAAAACCACAGAGCAUUUCUUCUGCAAGGAUUAAAGGAUUUACUCCAGAGAACGUGAAGAUAUUUUAUGAUAAGAAGGAAGUAUCCGUUAAUGGGUUCAGGAAAAGUGGCAUUUUUCCUUUCAACCCAUUUAUUGUCCAUGAUCACGACUUUGCCAUUCACAGACAACAUGAAGCUACACCUCCACCUUCAACAGAGAAUGAUAACACUCCAGAUCCAGAACAAAUUACACCACCACACCAUGUCUACAUAGGUCCUGAAAGCAUAAUUCCACUACCAUCAGCCAGUGGAGCAUAUAAAACAGUCUCAAAUAAUAAGCCCAGAACAGGUUCAGCAAAAUUAAUAACCAGUACACCAUAUAAGGAGGAUUUAGAAAAAAGUGUUAUUAUAGUAUAA